CGUGGCCUCGUAAUUGCCGUUUUACUGUUCCUAAUCUGUCCUCCCACUUCCUCGUCGCUCCCGGCAAUCCCCGACCUCCACCUCCCCGUUCCGCCGCGCCGCGCCGCCGAUCUCCCCGUCUCCCAGGACACGGCGCUGCCUCCGGUUCCACGGGAUGGCCUCCGGAAGCUCUGCUGGACGCGAGCCGUACGACGAGGAGGCCGCCUCCCGCCGCCCGCUCGAGCUCGGCGUCCGCGACUCCGCCUCCGCUUCCGCCUCCGACCACCGGUCUGGAAAUAUCAUGCCUAGAUAUCAGGUGGGUUCAAAUAAAGUUGAUACAAGUAAGAAAAACCUGGAGGCAUGGCAUAAGAAGCAAUCUGGUGCAGGUGAUAUACGCAAGAGCAAGUCGGGAUACUUCACGGCAUUCGGGGUGGACCUAUCUCCUGAUAAUAUGGCAGUUGCGAUUGUAUAUUUUGUGCAAGGGGUUUUAGGUCUUGCCCGACUUGCUGUGAGCUUUUACUUAAAAGAUGACCUUCACCUUGAUCCGGCUGAGACUGCAGUUAUAUCUGGCUUCUCAUCUUUACCCUGGUUGAUCAAGCCCAUCUAUGGCUUUAUCAGUGAUUCCAUUCCACUCUUUGGGUAUCGAAGAAGAUCAUAUCUUAUUUUGUCAGGAUUUCUUGGAGCAUUUUCAUGGAGUUUGAUGGCUACAGCAGUGGACAGUAAAUAUGGUGCAGCAUUCUCUAUUCUUCUUGGAUCACUUUCUGUUGCCUUCUCAGAUGUUGUGGUAGAUUCUAUGGUAGUUGAGAGAGCUCGUGGCGAAUCACAAAGUACAUCUGGAUCUCUCCAGUCUCUAUGUUGGGGAUCCUCCGCAUUUGGUGGAAUUGUGAGCGCAUAUUUCAGUGGUUCGCUUGUGGAUACUUAUGGAGUAAGAUUUGUCUUUGGUGUUACAGCAUUUUUACCCUUGAUGACAUCUGCUGUUGCAGUUCUUGUAAAUGAACGUCGUUUAACUCCUGGAGAACAUGCAAUGUCAGUCUCUGGUUCAGGAUUCAUUGAGAGUUCGACACAGCACAUUAAGCAGCUAUGGACUUCUGUAAAGCAACCUAACAUUUUCUUGCCGACCUUGUUUAUAUUCCUCUGGCAAGCAACACCACACUCAGAGUCUGCCAUGUUUUUCUUCAUCACAAAUAAACUUGGAUUCACUCCAGAGUUUCUAGGACGUGUAAAGCUUGUUACUUCCAUUGCAUCCUUGCUUGGUGUCGGAAUUUAUAACUAUUUUCUGAAGGCAGUUCAUCUGAGGAAGAUAUUUUUUGUGACAACCAUCAUAGGUUCAGCCCUUGGAAUGACACAGGUUCUUCUUGUCACUGGGCUUAAUAGGCAGUUUGGGAUCAGUGAUGAGUGGUUCUCCAUUGGAGAUUCGUUAAUCAUCACAGUCCUUGGCCAGGCUGCAUUCAUGCCGGUGUUAGUGUUAGCUGCAAAAUUGUGCCCUCCGGGAAUGGAAGCAACUUUGUUUGCCACUUUGAUGUCUGUUUCUAAUGCUGGAAGUGUUACUGGUGGUCUGGUCGGUGCUGGUCUAACAAAGCUUUUGGGAGUCACUCGGGAAAGUUUUGGAAAUCUACCUCUAUUGAUUAUCAUAUGCAAUCUCAGUUCCUUGCUGCCCCUGCCUCUUCUAGGUCUCCUUCCAGAUGAAGAAGAUUCAGAUAAUGAAGAGACAAAACACAGCUGA
This is a messenger RNA of Lolium rigidum, 1702 nucleotides long. Its product is annotated as folate-biopterin transporter 1, chloroplastic-like. The transcript has 9 exons. Bases 155 to 1702 code for a protein of 515 amino acids. Lineage: Eukaryota; Viridiplantae; Streptophyta; Magnoliopsida; Poales; Poaceae. Gene Ontology annotation, cellular component: membrane. The record is from RefSeq and is a predicted model, not a curated record.